CGUCAUGUCAAUUUGAUUUGACAGUUUGUGAUACUUAUUUUUGUCAAUAUUUUUGUUCUUUGUGUGAUUUUUCUGAAUAAAGUGAGUGAAGAGUCUGAUCUAACAAAGAUUUUUCUUAUUGAUAAUGUGGGAAGAGGGAGGAGCUUGUCCAGGCGGCAUAUCCAGUAACAGCAAAACUCCCACCAAGUAUUCAGAGAUGUCGAAGCUCCACGAAGUUGUAUUCAACGAUUUGAUGCGAGAAUGCAAGCACAGCGCCCCUGGAGCUCGACUUUCUGCACGUUUGCGGACUUCCCUGGAAAGGAUGUGUCCGUCGGAGCGACGAGCUGUGGUUUGCCGCACGCAGGAAGGCUGCGCGCCGCUGUUUGUCGCGUGCAAGCGCGGUAACGUAGAGCUGGUAGAGUACCUGGUGCACGUGUGUUGCGCCGAGCUUGAACAACGCGGCGUCUACGAGGUGGCCGACGACCGCUCCGUACACUCCGUUACGCCGCUCUGGUGUGCCGCAGUGGAGGGGCGGCUAGACGCGCUACGAGUGUUAGCAGACGCGGGCGCUGACGUUGACGCGUGCAGUGACAGCGGCUCCACGCCCGUGCGCUCGGCCUGCUUCAUGACGCAUCUGGACGUGGUGCGCUUUUUAGUGCAACGCGGCGCCGACAUCCAUCGCCCCAACCACAACGGCGGUACCUGCCUCAUCAACUCCGUGCAAUCCGUGCGCCUCUGCACUUUCCUGCUCGAGAAGGGCGCCAAGGUGGAUGCGGCAGAUAUGCAGCGUAAGACAGCCCUCCACUAUGCUAUCCAAGAACAUCGCGUGGAAACGGCGCGACUCCUAUUGGAGCACGGCGCUGACCCGCAUCUCACUUCACGCGCCGGCGACGAUGCUUUGCGGACCGCCUGUCUCAAAGGGGCCGCGCAGGUGGUGUCGCUUCUGUGUUCGCGCGUUUUCUACCCGGCGGCGCGUAUGGCAGACGCGUACGAGUUGUUGGGCGCAACGCAGCUCGACGAGUUCAAUGAUGUAAGCGCCGCGUUGGCUGCGUGGCGCCGCGCCACUGCAAUACGUCAUGCAUCGACCGGGUACAUCAUAAAGAUGGGGUUCAGUUGCGAGGGCGCAGCGCGAGCUUUAGGCGGCGCGCGCGAGUGGCGGACUAUGGAGCAGUUAGAGCAGCUAGCCACCGACAUGGACGCGUUACGGACCCACGCGCUGCUCGUCUGCGCGCGCGUGCUGUCCCCGCACCACAAGGACACCGUGCUGCGCCUCAUGUACAGGGGUGCGUCAUACGGGGACGCGUUCCGCUAUCAGCAGUGCAUUGACCUCUGGACGUGGGCACUCGAGAUUCGGAUACAAAAGGACUCACUACUCUACACCGAUACUUGUCACACGGCUUGCGCGUUGACGCGUCUGAUGCUGGACGCACGCGCCGGACGACUAGAAAGCGCGCAAGAUCUGCCGCGACACGAUGACGUAAUGCGCGUUUUCACACUCAUAGCCGACAACCUGCCCGAGUGUCGUCGCGCUCUGGAGGCUCGGCCCGUUCAUCGCAAGCAGGCGGAGACCUUCGACCGUGCGCUGCGAUGCGUCACACACCUGCUGUACCUGGCGCUCCAUACUGCCUCGCCGGAACAAAUGCCCGCGCUCAGGGCCGGCGCCCGCAAGCUAGUGCAGGCGGACGUGAGGUCGGCGCACACCGGCGACACGCUGCUGCAUCUAUCCGUGUCCUGCCUCAACGUCAUCCGCUCUACGUACUUCGCCGACGAGCUAGCAGUGCCCCCGAUAUUCCCGUCGGUGGAGGUAGUCCGCCUGCUCCUCUCAGUGGGCGCUCCCGUGUCCGCCCGCAACGGGUCGCGCAGCACGGCGCUGCACGUGGCGGCGGCUCCGUACAACUUCAGCUCUGAGCUUGUGGAGGCGCUGCUGGCGGGCGGCGCGCACCUCGACCAACCCAACCGCUUUGGAGACCUGCCCGCCCAUCUUGUGCCGUUACAUACGCACAGCCAGGUGAAAGUGUUGCGUCACGUGACUCUAGCUUGCCUGGCGGCGCGCGCCGUAUUAGCGGCCAAUAUACAAGUGCCGCCAGGCGUCCUACCAGCCACACUACACGACUUCCUGGACUUACACCGCCCGUAAACUCCACACUACUCUACACUAUAUUCGUGGAAUACACUACACUAUAUUUACGAGCGAGCGCACAUUAAACCACUUGUGGCUCAGUCAACCCACUAGACGCAGUCAUCGAUCGCCGCCGCUAGUGCCCUAGAGGCGUCCACUCGAACGCUUAGUUUGCGACAAUAUUAUAGAAAAUGUAUGAAAACACUCGUGCGCAGCUCGUGGCUCAAUGUGCGCUUGCUCUUAGGGUGAAGCCAAACGAGUGUAAAUUUGAGUUGUGAGACGCGUAAUUUCAGCUGCGGUCGGUUCGUAGAAAAGUCCUGUGUGUAAAUCACGCAGACCCGCUUAACAGACUGUGACAGGAUUUUGUAUGAAACCGAAUGCAGCUGGAAUUACGCGAUUCACGACUCAAACAUUUACGCUCGUUUGGCUUGACCUUCGCGAAACGACCUACAGUACCGACCUCAAUGUCAGUGGCCCAACUGUGAUGUCAUUAAAUCGGUUUUAAACCAAACUGUUGCUUGAAACCAGGUUAGUCCAAUGAAGAUGGUUUAAACCCAAACAUUGUACAGGCCGAUUCAGUAAAAUAAAAUUUUACUUCCGAAUUCGGUAGCUGCAUAAGUAAUAUAAUUUUAGACAUAAGUUUGAUUUGUCACAUGUUACAUAUCGCGUCUCACAGAGGCGGCCUGUCCUCAUUGGUCACUCUCUAUUUGAACGCUUAGAUUGCAAACGAAUACAACUGGCCGCAACCCCGGCCGCGUUUGUCUGUGUGACACUUCACGGCAAAAUGUAGAAAUGUCUGUUAAAGCAGCCAGAAGAUAUUGGUCAUCCGGUCAUCAAUCCGAAUAUAAAAGAUCGUAAGUGAAUUUGCCUCUCACAGAAUACCUAAGCUGGUUUAAAACCGGUUUAUUUAUAACUACUCCGGCCAAUGACAAGCCCCUUUCUCGUAUUUCGUAGUUUAGAUUUGCCGAGAAACAUACAGUGAGACAGGUGCCUAUACACAAUUAAUGCUCCUUAUAACGAUAAACAGUCAGUUGUCAAGUAAUUGUGUUUUUGACAUUUUGUACAUAACGAAAUUAUUAAAACGGAACAUAGGAUAGGUUAUUGUAACGUUUGAAUAUCAUCGAAUUAUAAAUAAGGUGGGAAUUCGUCUGAAAUUUCGAAACCACCGAACCAGCUUUAAAGUGAAAGGGUUAUUAAUAUUAUAAGGACUUACUACUGGCCACGCUGGUCCCACAAAUGUUACCUCCUGAUUACUCUUCCUAGUAUUAUUUCUCAUUUCAUUCUCAAUUAAAAAUCAUUUCGAGAGUUAUCCAUAUCACCAUUAUUCAUCAAUUUACGUCUAAUGAAAACUCUUCUAUUGUGAAAAACUUACUGUUAUAGUUAGUACUUAGAUAACUAAUCAGCUCGAACCUUCACUAAUAGCAGGAUGGGUCUCGUUGGGCGAGUUAAACUGAAAUUUAUGUAAUAAAUGUGGCUGUUUAAAGCGGAACAACUUGACUGUAGUGAGCAUUCAAUCGUCCUUAUAUCUAAAUAAAUCUGAAAAUUUAUAUUUUGUAACACUCGAAUAUUAUGGUACUUUUAAUAUUCCAUAUUAACUCAUUAAAUGACCUUUAUGAGAUUAAAGAUAAAUGCGGCAAUUACUGCAAAAAAGAAAAAAAACAUUGUGAUAUAUUCAGAACAAGUCGACGUGCAAUGGAAUAAUAUAAGUAUUUUUUGCACUCGCUAAUUAUAAAAUGUUUAUAUUAUAAUUGCUUAUAUUACUUAUUAUCAUAAUAAUGAUUCUAUAAAACAGAUUGUUCCAUCGAUGAUCAAAUUGAAUUUAGUCAUGAUCUAUCGAAUAUUUAGAUAACAUAAAUUAAUCUCUUGUAUUAAUUGUUCUUUUCUUCUUUUCUUUAUUUGAUUUUAGUCAUAAUAAUUAGCGUUUGUGUUGUAUUUUUGUUCGAACAAAUUUAUUGAAGUUCCUUGAAAAUGAUUCUCUAUUAGUUAGUUUUUAAUGAUUUGACUAAAUCAAGUUGAUUAUUAAGUCAUCAGAAUUGGUGUAAAUUAUUUAUUAUUGAUGCGGGGAACGCGUAUAACGACUACUAUGAACGUGUUAUAAUGUUCUUAGGCCUAAUUUUUUAACUUUCUCUUUGCGUGCUCCUUUUCAUUUCAUACUUGGGAAAGAGAUUAGCUUAUGUCACAAUGACAGUUGCUUUAACUUUGAAAGUUGAAGGGGGUUGCAGUAAGAGUUAAGUUAGAAAUUUAGCCCCUGGUGCCAUAGGCAAGGCAAUAUACUUAAUGUUAUUCACCAUUCUCAUCAUGUUCCUAUUGGUGUCCCCACUGCUGGGUAAAGGUCAGGCUAUGCCUGCGAAUGGAAUAGGUAUAGGUAGUAUGAGUCAUGGCCCACCACGCGGGCCCGAGUGUGAAACUGUGGACAUAAUUUUUUGUUUACACUUUUAUACAUGUAUAAAACAUGGAGUAUACAAUACUUGCAUCAAUCUUGUUGGAUAAACAAAAUAAUGUGAAGUAAAUACAAUAGUGAUUUAUACUUGUAGAUACUAAACAAAAGAAACUUUAAAACAGUUACUACAAGUAUUCUAUAUUAUUUUUUGUAUAACUAGUAUAUGACUCGUUUCUUGGUGUAAACGAGGGGUAAGUAAUCGUUUUAAAUAAUAGUUUGCUACUUGUCUAAGGCAUCAGUAUUUUGAGCGAAGGUAUUUUGCAAGACAGCAUCAUUUAUUACACUACGUAUUCUAUGUUCAUGAUUAUUUUGUAUUCUAGUGUAAUCUCAUAGUCUAGUUAAUUUAAAAUAAAACAACUAUAUUGUUCAAAAUAGUGUUUUAUUUAUUAUACAAUUAUCAUAAAAAAAAUGAUUAUAUUUGACAUAUAAAGUACAUCGAAAAAUAUAAUAUAAAAAAUGGAUACUAACGACAGAGAUCUAUUUAAUUCUAACCUAUACAUAUUUCGUUACAAAAGCACCGAAACGUAAUUUCUAUUACUCUUAAAUAUAAAAAAAUAAAAUGUGAUGAUAUGUCAAGAAUAUAAUGCUUGAAGGGUAGAAAAGCCUUACAUAAAAAUAAAUGCCAAAUUAAUAUACAUAGUUUAGCAGAAACUUUAAAUUAUAAAAUAAAAAAGAUGUAAAAUGUUUUAUAGUAGAAAAAGUGAUGAGAUUCUUAUAAGAGUAUAAAAUAUUCAGUUGCCCGUACAUUGCUUUUAUUUACACUUGAUAAAGGUUUGGAAGACUACAAUAACUUGCAUUUCUUUAAUUUUAUUGGACACGAUCGCGAAUUUUUUGUAGAUACCUUACAGCUGCCAUAAAUACUCUAUUAUAACCGAGCGUGUUGGCGGUAACUUCAAAACCAUUAAAAAUAAAUUCAACUUUAAUUGGUUUAAUGGAGAAAAAAAGACAUUUUUUAUUUUUCUGUUAAAUCGAUUGACCCAAUUUUUAAAUAUGAGCACUUUUCAAAAUUUUGGAUAAUACCCUAUUAUGUAGGACUAAGUUUAAAAGCAGUUUUGUGUAGUCACGUCCUAACAUGCGUUAAUGUAAUAAUAAUAUAGGAACAGGAAGUAAUAGCCAGCCUUACAGUAUCAGUGCUAACACGGUAGUAAGUGGCCAUAGAGCGUUUAAGCAGUGGCAGACACGGGUAUACUAUCCCCCUUAUUAAUAAACGAGGAAUAAACUUCAGAAUAGUUACGCCGUGUUUUGUUCAUAUCACUCAAUUUCUAUUUGCAAUUCAACGAACAGAGACAAAACAUAGGUUAACUGAUCCAAGCUUAUUCUUUGUUUAUUAGACUGGGUGCACAUGUACGGUUUCCUGAUCAGGACUUCAGAUUUGUUAUUUCGUGAGCCUUUAGGUUUAGGUUUUUUCCAUUCUGAAAAAAUAAGAAUAGUGUGCGCAUCGUUGCAUUAUUUGUAUGUAAGGACGUGCAAUCAGGUGUCCUGAUCAGGCCCAGCCUUAGUCUAGUCGCACGUGUACGGUUUCCUGAUCAGGAAUUCCGAUUCGGAAACCUAAAUGGAGUCCUUACAUACAAAUAAUUCAACGAGGCGCACACUCUUCAAAUUUUUCAAAAUGGAAAAACCGAAAGU
Messenger RNA from Chilo suppressalis (striped riceborer), 6164 nucleotides. The record is from the annotation of a GenBank genome assembly. Lineage: Eukaryota; Metazoa; Arthropoda; Insecta; Lepidoptera; Crambidae.